Iphiclides podalirius (scarce swallowtail) is the source of this 1707-nucleotide messenger RNA. The record is from the annotation of a GenBank genome assembly. Lineage: Eukaryota; Metazoa; Arthropoda; Insecta; Lepidoptera; Papilionidae.
AUGGUGACGAUGAACUCUUCGGAGAAGGUGGGGCAGAAAGCCAUUCAGCAAGGGCCCUCGAGGGAUUCGAAAUGCAUCAAAGAGGAGAAGGAGAUUUAUAAGGAGAGAGAGAAGAAAGAGUCUGCCCUAAGCAAUCUCCCGCCAAAUGUGCAGGCUCUUAUAUCGACAAUACCGUCGCCGGAAGAAUCUCCCAACUACCUCAUAUAUAAAAAGAUGGAGUCCAUAGUGGAGAAGAUGCAGGACGAGAACACGGGGGUUCCAGUGAGGACGGUGAAGAGCUUCAUGAGCAAGAUACCGUCGGUGUUCACCGGUUCCGACCUGGUCGCUUGGCUGACGCGGCACUUCGGGCUCGAGGAGAGCUGGGAGGCGCAGCACCUGGCCCACCUGCUGGCGGCGCACGGCUACCUCUUCCCAAUAGACGACCACUGCCUCACGGUGAAGAACGAUAACACGUACUACAGGUUCCAGACGCCGUACUUCUGGCCCUCGAACCAGUGGGAGCCGGAGAACACGGACUACGCGGUGUAUCUCUGCAAGAGGACGAUGCAGAACAAGGCGCGGCUCGAGCUGGCCGACUACGAGGCCGAGUCGCUGGCGCGGCUCCAGAAGAUGUUCAGCAGGAAGUGGGAGUUCAUCUUCAUGCAGGCGGAGGCGCAGAGCAAGGUGGACAAGAAGCGGGACAAGCUCGAGCGCAAGGUGCUGGACAGCCAGGAGCGCGCCUUCUGGGACGUGCACCGGCCCAUGCCCGGCUGCGUGAACACAACGGAGCUGGACCCGAGGAAGCUGUCCCGCAUCAGGGCGCUGAAGGCGAGCCGGCUGCGCCAGUGCCAGGAGCUGCUGCAGCAGACCAUCAAGACAAAUCCCAUCGUGACCAUCACCAACCCGCAGGAGAGCGAAGAGGAGAUACAGAAGAGUUCGGAGAACGCGAUUAAAGAGAAUGGCGAGACCUCCCAGCCGGAGAGCAAGCCUGAGUGCUCAAAGUCCGAGCAUCCUGAGCCUGAGCCUGAGCCGGAGCCGAGCAUCGAGCAGCGGGUGGACGCGGCCAGGAAGCAGGUGGCGGUGCUGAAGGCGAGGCUCGAGAGGCGCAACGUCAGGGUCAGCAAGGUGGCCGACAUGUUCGUGGCCUUCUGCGAGCAGUACGCCGAGUACGACCCGUUCCUGACGCCGCCCGAGUGGCCCAACCCCUGGAUCAACGAUACCACCGAGCUCUGGGACCAGGAGAAGCUCUGCAAGGAGCCGGUGGCGGGGCGGCGGGUGCGGCGCUGGGCGUUCGGGCUGCGCGAGCUGCUGCAGGACGCCGCCGGCAGGGAGCACUUCGCCAAGUUCCUCUCCAAGGAGUUCAGCGGGGAGAACCUCGAGUUCUGGCUGGCGGUGCAGGAGCUGAAGGCGCUGCCGGUGAGGCGGGUGGCUUCCAGGGCGGCCGAGAUCUGGAGGGAGUUCCUCGCUUCGGACGCUCCCUCGCCGGUCAACAUCGACGCGGCGAGCAGGGAGCUGACCAGGGUAAAGGUGGAGUCGGGCAAGGCCGACCGGUACUGCUUCGACCAGGCGCAGGCGCACGUGUACCACCUGAUGAAGUCCGACAGCUAUUCGAGGUACCUCCGCUCCGAGAUGUACAAGGAGUACCUCAACGGGGCCAAGAAGAAGACGUCGGUGAAGGGCAUCCGGUCGAUCGUCUCGUUCACGGGGCGAAAGGAGCAGUCCGCCAAC